CUCUCCCUCUCGCCUUUCCACCUUGGCUAUCCGGUCGCGUCACCGUACUAUGCCAUGCUCUUGGAAUUGAAGGUCCUACAGCCAAACACCUAACAUACACUCAUCAUAUGUAAGCGCAUGCCGCGCGGGCAAAUGUGCCAUGCCAUCGCAUCCAUGCCAUGUUCUCUUCAUUCUCUCCCCUAGCCGACUUGGUCAAUGCAUACACGUAGAUACAGAUGUAAAUAGCAACCCAGCUAAGGCGGGCUCUUUUUUUUUUUUUUUUCCCCUUUUCAGUGAGUGGCUGGUAUGGGAUGUUCCACGCCCGCCCACAUCGUCAACAGUCAAUACCGAACAUGCACACAAACCCACCACAAACACAACUCACCCACCCACACACCCACACCGGUAUGAAUGCACACACACACACACACACCGCAAACUGGAGUUGGCGAGAGUUGCAUGUGUAGCAGGCCGGGCCGGUUGUGGCCUACCACGCUUAAAGGCAGGAGAGAGGGCACCUAUGCAGGUAUGCGCAUAUUUUUACAGGGAGUAGUAGCAAUAUAUAUAUAGGUAUAUAGUAGUGAGGGCAUUCGCGUAUGGGAUUAUUACAUACAUGCAUCAAUGGGAUGUGCGUAUGUCGAUAAUAUAUGGCCCCUCCCUUGCUUCCUUUCCCGCCUCCGCCUGGCACCAUUGUCUUGCACAAGAUAGCAACUAUAUACAUAUACAGAGC
This is a messenger RNA of Durotheca rogersii, 709 nucleotides long. RefSeq lists its product as uncharacterized. The coding region runs from base 140 to 532 and encodes 130 amino acids. NCBI's taxonomy places the organism in Eukaryota, Fungi, Ascomycota, Sordariomycetes, Xylariales, Xylariaceae. The record is from RefSeq and is a predicted model, not a curated record. The transcript has a single exon.